UUGACAACACACGCCGUCUUUUCUCCCAGAAAACAAACAUGUAAUUUAUAUGCACAUAGCCAGCGUUGUGACGGUUAGGGAGCGCGCCAGUGUGUCCGCGGUGUGACGUUAGACUGUGACGUCAGAGGAAGGGACGACGUGUUGUUGUGCGUGUUCCUUGUGCCGUCGUCGUUGUGCUAUUUUGCUUCGUCCGUAUGGACAUGUAGCUAAUGUGGAGUUGUCUCUAAAAUAUCGAAACUCAACUUUGUCCACGUUUAUUCGUGUUUUUCUCGCUCCAAACGGGAACCGAGGUCGCAGGCCUUACUUACUGUGUGUUUCGUUUAUUUUUUCACUUUGAAACAUUAGCAGGUUUUUUUGGGUGUGUGUGGUCAUUAGUUAGCUGACAAGUCAGUGACGAUAAGAGGGAACACAAGAUGAGUUUCUUUAGUUUUGGACAAAGUGCAGACGUUGAUGUCGUCCUGAAUGACGCUGAAACGAGGAAGAAGGCUGAACACAAGACUGAAGAUGGAAAGAAAGAUAAAUACUUUCUGUUCUAUGAUGGCGAGACUGUCAGUGGAAAGGUGAACGUCACACUGAAGAACCCUGGCAAGAGGCUGGAGCACCAGGGGAUCAAAAUUGAAUUUGUUGGCCAAAUAGAGCUGUAUUACGACAGAGGAAACCAUCAUGAGUUUGUUUCCCUGGUGAAAGAUCUCGCGAGGCCGGGUGAAAUAACUCAGUCGCAGACCUUCGACUUUGACUUCACUCAUGUUGAAAAGCCCUACGAGUCGUACACGGGCCAGAACGUCAAGCUCAGAUAUUUUCUCCGUGCCACGGUGAUCAGACGACUCAACGACAUCAGUAAAGAGGUGGACAUCGUGGUCCACACAUUGAGCACGUACCCUGAACUCAACUCCUCCAUAAAAAUGGAAGUUGGAAUCGAGGAUUGUCUCCACAUUGAGUUUGAGUAUAACAAAUCCAAGUACCAUCUGAAAGAUGUCAUUGUGGGGAAAAUCUAUUUCCUGCUGGUGAGGAUUAAAAUUAAGCACAUGGAGAUUGACAUCAUCAAACGCGAGACGACGGGCACCGGCCCAAGUGUGUACCACGAAAACGACACGAUCGCCAAGUACGAGAUCAUGGACGGGGCUCCGGCCCGAGGAGAGUCCAUCCCCAUCCGGUUAUUUCUGGCUGGUUACGAUCUGACUCCCACCAUGCGAGACAUCAACAAGAAGUUCUCCGUGCGCUACUACCUGAACCUGGUUCUGAUCGACGAGGAGGAGAGACGCUACUUCAAACAGCAGGAGAUCACGCUGUGGAGGAAAGGGGACGUGUUGAGGAAGAGCAUGUCUCACCAGGCGGCCAUCGCCUCCCGGAGGUUCGAGGGCUCGGCUGCAUCGCAGAGCGCGUUGGAACAGGCGGCGAGGGAGGAGAGCGGAUAGAGGUCCGCCUCCCGCGAGGUGCCCGAGGACUGCGGCGUCUGGCGACGCAGCUGUUUCUAUUUGAAGAACAGCGACCGACAGACAGUCAUCCGGUGUGUGAACAAUGCAAACGCUUUGUGGCUUCAGGCUGCCGGUCUUGUACUUCCUCAUGGAUGACAUUUUCUUUUCUGUAUGGGAAUCAAACUCAUUAUUCGCAAUGUCCACUGCGUUAAAACCACCCAUGUGUGAUAUUCAUUAAUUAUGAAGCCUUCUGUUGGUUACUUUAAUUCUUUUUUUUAUUUUUUAUUUGGGAUAAAUUCAUUUCUGAUCUCCAAAUUAAAGCAAUGGAUUAUGUCAUGGAUUUUCAUAAAUGUACAUUCCACCUGUAAUGAAUACAUUCCUAACAUUGUUUUAAGGUCAACACAUCUGAGAUAACUUUGCACUGCUUUAUCUUGCUGAACACAUUUUCUCUGUUUGUGUGUGUGUGUGUGUGCGCGCAAAAAAUAUGAUUAAAGCGGAAACGUCCCAUAUUGAGCAGCUUAGGUAUUAUCGCACACUAUUUUUGGGGUUUUGAUCUGUAAAUAAGACCAGCUAAAGUUGCUAAACCGUUCCUCCUGUUGUACAUCGGCUCUACGGUACACGGAGCCACAGGAUGACCUCUCCUGUUCAUAUGCUUGGCCUUGGCCGUCCAGUGGUGUUAGGAAAGGGUGUUCGUAUUCGGCUCUGAUCGUAUGAAGUCCACUGUAUCCUCUUUAUUAGAGACUUUAAAAUUGUGCCUAACUGCCUAACAAAUAAAAUCCUGCCUCUUUCACAUGAUUUUAGUCUUUUAACCAGAGAAAGAGUUAACAGUAGAAAUAUCUUUUGCAAAUUGUGAAUUAAUAAUUCCUUGCCCCUGAGAGUCAAAUAAAUUGGUGCCAAAUGAAAGAAGAAAAAAGAA
Messenger RNA from Pseudoliparis swirei, 2331 nucleotides. RefSeq names its product vacuolar protein sorting-associated protein 26B-like. The transcript has 6 exons. Gene Ontology annotation, biological process: retrograde transport, endosome to Golgi; intracellular protein transport. The record is from RefSeq and is a predicted model, not a curated record. Lineage: Eukaryota; Metazoa; Chordata; Actinopteri; Perciformes; Liparidae. The coding region runs from base 414 to 1415 and encodes 333 amino acids. Gene Ontology annotation, cellular component: endosome; retromer complex.